GAACAAUCUGUAAACAAAUUCAUUGUAUUAGAAGUGUAAACAUACCACUACAACCACAAACUUUACAAGAUAUUAAUAUUCCUAACUACUUAUAUAGAACUAUAAGUAGAAAUCAAUUUUUAG
Molecule: messenger RNA, 123 nt
Organism: Funneliformis caledonium
Lineage: Eukaryota; Fungi; Glomeromycota; Glomeromycetes; Glomerales; Glomeraceae
Source: the annotation of a GenBank genome assembly